Messenger RNA from Colletotrichum paranaense, 648 nucleotides. Its product is annotated as Rer1 family protein. The transcript has 2 exons. Gene Ontology annotation, biological process: retrograde vesicle-mediated transport, Golgi to endoplasmic reticulum; protein retention in ER lumen. Lineage: Eukaryota; Fungi; Ascomycota; Sordariomycetes; Glomerellales; Glomerellaceae. Gene Ontology annotation, cellular component: Golgi membrane. The record is from RefSeq and is a predicted model, not a curated record. Bases 1 to 648 code for a protein of 215 amino acids.
AUGGACUCUGCCGAGCCGGAACAGACUGCCUUCUCGUCAGUCACAGCCCACACCUCGAAGCUGCAAAGACAAUACCAGGCGCUUCUCGAUCAGUCAACCCCCUUCGUGCUUUACAGAUGGAUCGCCACGGGCGUCUGCCUCCUGGGCUUCUUCGCUCGCAUCUUCGUGGCGCAGGGCUGGUACAUUGUCGCCUACGCUCUCGGAAUCUACCUGCUCAACUUGUUCCUGGCCUUCUUGCAACCCAAGUUUGACCCCUCCAACGAGGCUAUGGACACUGAGAUGGAGGACGGUGGUGUCGGCAUUCUCCCCACCAAGCAGGACGAGGAGUUCAAGCCCUUCAUUCGCCGCCUCCCCGAGUUCAAGUUCUGGUACUGGGCCACCCGUGCCAUCGCCAUCGCCUUCUUCUGCAGUUGGUGGGAGAUCUUCAAUGUCCCCGUCUUCUGGCCCGUCCUGGUCAUGUACUGGUUUAUCCUCUUCUUCCUGACGAGUACGUUUCCUACCCCCACGCCUUGUCUCCCUGGCAUUUCACCCUGGCACACAGCUGACCUUCCCUCCUUUGCAGUGCGCAAGCAGAUUCAGCACAUGAUCAAGUACCGCUACGUUCCCUUCACCUUUGGCAAGAAGAACUACGCCAAGAACAGCUCCUAA